AUGUGCUUCCGUAUUUUAAUCGAAAGAGACGUAACGAAGACGGUUACCGUCAAGGACGAGAGAAAGAAAAAACAGGAGCCGAAACCGGAACCAGAGCCAGAAGAGCCAGCUGCCCCAGAUCUUACUGACGUCUAUUAUGACGCUAGUACCGGGAGGUUCUAUUCCAAGCUGGGUUCACCCACUGGAAUCAAACUUCAAGCUAUGAACGAGACCAAUAUUUUGGGCCAACCAAUCCUCCGCGAAGAGGGCGAGGACAGGAAGGAAAACAAGCGAAAGAAGGACAAGAAGGACAAGAAGGACAAGAAACACAAGAAGGAUAAGAAGGACAAGAGGGAGGAUACGAGUUCCCCAGAAAAGUGCCACUACCAAGCAACGAUGUCCCAACUGCCUGCCAACUGCUGUACGCACAAGUCACAUAAACGCGGAUGCAAACGUCAAGUUCUGCUCUUGGAACCGCCGAAGGCAAUGGCUUACCCUCACAUCGACCACUCUGGGACCACGGUCCAUGCCUUCGAGGAAGUCAACCUGAAAAGCAUCAAAAAGCCUGAAGGUCGGGGAUACGAAACGAAGGAACUCGCGAUGAAAGCGGCGUUUAAACAAGGUCUUAUUCUAAAAGAUCCAAAUCAAGCCGUUCAGAUCAUGACGGGUACACAAGGCGGGUACUUUGUUGUUGGUGUUACCGAUUCAUGCUGA
Molecule: messenger RNA, 693 nt
Organism: Orbilia oligospora ATCC 24927
Lineage: Eukaryota; Fungi; Ascomycota; Orbiliomycetes; Orbiliales; Orbiliaceae
Exons: 2
Coding region: 1-693 (230 amino acids)
Source: RefSeq, a predicted model, not a curated record